Messenger RNA from Symbiodinium necroappetens, 754 nucleotides. The record is from the annotation of a GenBank genome assembly. Lineage: Eukaryota; Dinophyceae; Suessiales; Symbiodiniaceae.
GGUGGUGGUGCCAGCUCAGCCCAAUCCAUACGCCGAGCAGAUUGGGGCGCUGCAAGACCAGGUAGUGCAGCUGCAGAAGCAGCUGCUCAUUCCACAGCCGCCAGCCAUCAAACAACAGCUGCAGCAGCAGAUUCUCAUGUUGCAACAGCAGCAGCAGCUAUUCCAGGCUCAAAAGCCGCCGCAGCAGGUCCAGCCACAGCAGCUGCAAGCGCAGCCGCAAGCGCAGCCGCAAGCGCAGCCGCAGCCGAUGACGCAGACUGGGCAGCCCAUGCAGGAGGUGGCGAAGCCCCAGUCACUGCUGGAGAUGCAGCAGAAGCACCAGGUCGAGAGGAAUCAGCUGAUGCAGCAGAUGCAAUUGCAGAACUUGCCCAUCAACCAGCAGCAGGAGAUGAUGGAUCGGCUGCAGCAGCAGCAAACCCAGCUGGAGCAGCAGCUUGUCCAGAGCGCCGCAGUGCCUGUGGCAACUCCAACAGGAGGAAUUGGCAUUCCCAAGCAGCCGCAGACCGUGCCUCCGCGCCACCCACCAAAGGCGGCCCCGGCUCCAGUGGCGCAACCGGCGAUGGCUGCGCAACCAGCAUCUGCAGCGCAGCCGGCAACGGUGGGCCAGCCGGUUACACCUCAGCCGCAGACUGCAGCUACGGCAGCUACGACACCUGCAGCUGAGGCUUCUGCCCCGGCUCCUGGAGGAGCCGCAGCAGACGAGCUCACGAAAGCGCUGCUUUCUGCCUUGCCAACUCCAGAGGAAAAGCCUCAG